This is a messenger RNA of Tripterygium wilfordii, 879 nucleotides long. RefSeq names its product OPA3-like protein. The record is from RefSeq and is a predicted model, not a curated record. Gene Ontology annotation, cellular component: mitochondrion. Lineage: Eukaryota; Viridiplantae; Streptophyta; Magnoliopsida; Celastrales; Celastraceae. Gene Ontology annotation, biological process: regulation of lipid metabolic process. The transcript has 5 exons. The coding region runs from base 162 to 671 and encodes 169 amino acids.
CUGAAGGCUUCGUUGAAUUGAAUUUUAACAUAUUGUUCAACGACCCCGUUCCCGAAUGAUUUCGUCUCCCUCUGGGCUUGGUUGUCACGCAGCUGCACGAGUCCAUCUUCUGCUUCUUCACCAAGAAACUCCUCCAUUCUCGUUCUUCAUAACGAUUAGUUAUGGUGCUGCCACUGCUAAAGUUGGGGACUCUAGCCGUCAAAACACUUAGCAAGCCAGUUGCUAGCAGGCUCAAGAAACAGGCCGCCUAUCAACCUAGGUUCCGGGAGUUCAUCAUCAGAAUCGCCCAGGCAAACCAUCGAUUCCAGACACAGGUGCAAAGGCGGAUCUAUAGUCAUUCUACUGAUGUUGCCAUACGGCCUUUGAAUGAAGAGAAGGCCGUUCAGGCUGCUGCAGAUCUUAUUGGCGAACUCUUUGUGUUCACAGUUGCGGGAGCGGUUGUAAUCUUUGAGGUGCAGAGAAGUGCUAGAUCAGAAGCCAAAAAAGAGGAGAUACGGAAACAAGAGCUAGAGGCGAUGAGGCAAAGGGAGAAUGAGUUGGCAAAAGAAUUGGAACUUCUUAGGCUCAGACUCGCAGAGCUAGAGCAGCUUGCAAAGGGGAAAGGACUCUCAGGACUUUUUCACUUCAAAAAUUCUCAGACAGAAGGUGCAAAAUUGGCUAAACCAGCUUGAUCUAACCACAAGAGUCUUCAAUAGAUUAGAUUACAAAUAUUUAAUCUCUAAUUCAUUCUGAAGCUCCCCUUGGCUGGAAGUUCCCUCCAAUUUCAUUCUUUUGGUGUUGGGUCAACUUUUCAUUCUGUUCCGGUUUAACAUGUACCAUUGCUGAAAUUCAAGUUUUGUUCAUAUGGUCGGAAAUAAGAAAAGAAGAAUAUUUCAAUUC